AUGUCCACCUCAAUCAUUCGCACAUCUCUACGAGCAGGGCAAGCCAGCAUACUAGGACCAUGCCGUUCUCGUAUAGCUGCUCAGAGUCUCAUCGGCAUACGGUACAAUUCUUCAGCAUCUUCAUCGAAGACGUCAAGUCCCACACCGAGUCAACAGCUCUAUACGCUGAAUGAAAUCGAUAAAUUGACCACGUCAAUAGCUCAAUCAUCUCCCGGGCCAGUUCAUCACCCUUCUCCACUAGUCAUGCGAGCCCUCCCCGCUCCAUGGCUAUCAUCGCACUCGCCCGACCUAGCCUCCCAGGGGGAUGCAUGCUCUGUCGACCCUCAUACUUCGUCUGCAGAGCCAUUCACGGAAGAAGAACUCCUUCGACCUAGACAUAUGAGUGAGAGUUUCACAAGCUUCGAUCUGCCGCUGGCGAGCGAUGCGAAAUUGUAUGAGAGGUAUGUCAAUACCUCUGGAGGGUUCAGGAUGGGUAAAUUGCUUGAGCAUCUCGACUCAUUAGCUGGAGCAGUAGCCUAUCGACAUUGUCUACCUACACCUAAAACUGCUGGGUCGACAGAUGAAUCUCAAGCGUUCCACGAAUCGUCUUCUAGAGCUGGGCUGUACCUCGCCACUGCUAGCGCAGAUAGGCUAGAUAUGUUCGGUAGACUGAAUAGGGAGAAUGUCAGAGAUUUGAAAUUCUCAGGAUUCGUCACUUGGACAGGACGAUCAUCAUUGGAAGUAGUAGUGAAAAUGGAAGGGCAUCGACCGUCAGAGCCAUCUGGACAAUUCAAGACCUUGAUGUUGGGUAGAUUCGCGAUGGUCUGUAGAGAUUCGAAGACCAACAAGGCGAGGCCAGUACCAAGGUUGUUAGUGGAGAGUGAGGAAGAGAAAGUGUUAUGGGCUAUUGGAGAAGAGCACCAGAAGAGGAGAAAGACCAGUGCGAUGAAUGCUUUGGACAAAGUACCCCCAUCAUCGGAAGAAGCUGAAGAAUUACACAAGUUGAUGUUACAAGUUUCAACCAAGGAGGAAGUGGAUGGUGAACAGGUCGUACCCAUGCACGAUACUGAGAUUCAAACUGUACAGCUCAUGUUUCCCCAGGACAGGAAUUUGCAUGGAAAGGUAUUUGGAGGUAUCUUAAUGCGUCUGCUAUGUUUCACCAAUGCCGCCUUGUUCUCUCAAGCACCCAUGCGAUUCUUGGCACUGGAUCAGAUCACUUUCCGUCUACCCGUCCCCAUCGGUGCGGUAUUGCGUUUAUCGUCCAAAGUGGUCAAAACGACCAAACCUCAUGACGGACCGGAUGGAGAAGCCAAAGUACAUAUCAUGGUAAGAGCGGAAGUAGAAGAGGUUGACACAGGGGUUCGAAGGGAAACGAAUACCUUCUUCUUCACCAUGGCCAAAGAAGAUGAUAAACCCAUUGGAAGGACCGUAAUACCUUUGACAUACUCUGAGGCUAUGCAUUAUCUAGAAGGGAAAAGAAGACUGGAAGUGGGUGAUGAGAUGAGGAGGUUGUAUCAGGUUGGGAAAUUGCAAUAG
Molecule: messenger RNA, 1515 nt
Organism: Kwoniella botswanensis
Lineage: Eukaryota; Fungi; Basidiomycota; Tremellomycetes; Tremellales; Cryptococcaceae
Exons: 10
Coding region: 1-1515 (504 amino acids)
Biological process (GO): acyl-CoA metabolic process
Cellular component (GO): mitochondrion
Molecular function (GO): fatty acyl-CoA hydrolase activity
Source: RefSeq, a predicted model, not a curated record